GUGUCACAUCUCCUUCCCGCCAACCUCUCUCUCACCUCUAAUCUUCCUCCAAUUAAAAUUCGUGAUUCUGAUUUCUCAAACACACACAAACAUGGAUUUGUGUAUUUGAUUCUGUUCCCUAAAGUUUUGAUUUUUUUUGUCACGAUUAUUAUCAUUAUAUUGGGACAGAUUUUUCAAAAAAGAUGACGCCGGGUUCAAAGAGGAAGACACCACCAGGGGUUCAGCUUCUGAGGAGAAUCAGAGGAAGAAACUGGAGCCCGAAGACGUUUCGCUACGUGAUUCUACUGAUCACUUUCAUCGCGUACGCUUGUUACCACGCUUCUCGAAAACCAAGCAGCAUAGUCAAAAGCGUUUUGCACCCAGAGCCAAGCACUAAGCCACCACCGCAAGCUCAUAUUAUCAACGAGCAUCCUUGGCCUUUGGGAAACGUGUUCGUGAAGGAAGAAGCGAAUGCAAAUAAUGAGUCUAAAGGAUGGGAACCGUUUAACGGGAAAGGUGGUACGUCGAGGCUAGGAGAGAUCGACGUGGCGUUUCUCGCUUGUUACUCGUUGGGAAUGUACGUUGCUGGACAUUUGGGUGAUACGUUGGAUCUGAGGCUGUUUCUGACUUGGGGAAUGAUUGGGAGUGGAUUCUUCGUGGGGCUGUUCGGGAUGGGCUAUUUCUGGAAUAUACAUUCGUUUUGGUUCUUUCUGGUGAUGCAGAUGGCGGCUGGGUUGUUUCAGGCGACGGGCUGGCCGUCUGUUGUGGCUGUUGUCGGGAACUGGUUUGGGAAGAGGAAGAGAGGGCUUAUAAUGGGGAUAUGGAAUGCUCAUACUUCUGUCGGGAACAUUUGUGGUUCUUUGAUAGCUGCUGGUGUUCUUCAGUAUGGUUGGGGAUGGUCUUUUAUAGCUCCUGGUUUUGUCAUGUCUUUAGGUGGAGUUCUUGUUUACUUGUUCUUGGCUGCUUAUCCUGAGGAUGUUGGGUUUCCGGAUAUCAAUUCUAAUUCCGGUAAGUUCAUUAAGAGGAACAGAGACAUUGAAGAAGAAGAAGAAAGUGUAGACGCAGAUGUUGAAGGAGAAGAAAGUGAGGGUUCAAGGUUUAGGUAUGAGAAUAAAAGAAGUGUUGGUCUUUUGCAAGCUUGUAUGAUUCCUGGUGUUAUACCAUUUGCGUUGUGUCUCUUCUUCUCGAAGCUGGUGGCUUACACGUUCUUGUACUGGUUACCGUUUUAUCUAAGCCAAACAACUAUUGGUGGAGAGUAUAUGUCUGUGAAAACAGCAGGAAACCUCUCCACUCUAUUUGACGUUGGAGGCAUUGUAGGUGGGAUUCUUGCCGGCUACAUUUCAGAUAAAUUCAAAGCAAGAGCUACGACCGCAGCAACUUUCAUGUACGCCGCGAUUCCGGCAAUGCUUGUGUACCAUUCCUAUGGAGGCAUCUCUCAGACAGUCAACAUCGUUCUCAUGAUGGUUGCUGGUUUGUUUGUGAAUGGACCUUAUGCACUCAUCACAACCGCGGUCUCAGCGGAUCUCGGAACGCACAAGUCUUUACAAGGGGAUUCGAGGGCGCUUGCGACUGUGACUGCCAUUAUUGAUGGGACUGGAUCUGCUGGUGCGGCUUUGGGUCCUCUUCUGACAGGGUUUCUUUCGACUUUGGGUUGGGAAGCUGUGUUCUAUAUGUUGGUCGUUGGGGCUCUUUGUGCUGGGUUGCUUUUGACCCGUCUUGUUAUUGCUGAAAUUAGAGAGAAACUUGGAUAUGUUGAUGAAGGUAAUGACCAAAUCUUUGUUUUGCUAAUCAGAGUGAAUUUUUAGAAACGUUAAUCCGAGUUUUAAUUUUGUUUGUUUUUGCAGCUGAUGCAUCUGAACCACUCUUAAACGAUAGAAGAUGAUGGAGAAGAGAAUAUAUGUGUGAGAACAGAAGACAUUGUUUGCAGUUUUGUUCUGUUAUGUAAUAAGAGUUUGAAGAGGAACUUACAAGUUCAUUGUACUUUGUGUGUUUGUCUGAUUAUGUUAUGAUAUUUGUUUUUGUCUAAUAACAAAUGAAGGGUGUUAGAGUUUUGCUUCC
Molecule: messenger RNA, 2037 nt
Organism: Brassica rapa (field mustard)
Lineage: Eukaryota; Viridiplantae; Streptophyta; Magnoliopsida; Brassicales; Brassicaceae
Product: putative glycerol-3-phosphate transporter 4
Biological process (GO): phosphate ion homeostasis; transmembrane transport
Cellular component (GO): membrane
Molecular function (GO): glucose 6-phosphate:phosphate antiporter activity
Source: RefSeq, a predicted model, not a curated record